This is a messenger RNA of Mesocricetus auratus (golden hamster), 1331 nucleotides long. RefSeq names its product vacuolar protein sorting 72 homolog (gene Vps72). The transcript has 6 exons. Gene Ontology annotation, molecular function: ATP-dependent H2AZ histone chaperone activity. Gene Ontology annotation, cellular component: nucleus. The coding region runs from base 55 to 1149 and encodes 364 amino acids. NCBI's taxonomy places the organism in Eukaryota, Metazoa, Chordata, Mammalia, Rodentia, Cricetidae. The record is from RefSeq and is a predicted model, not a curated record. Gene Ontology annotation, biological process: regulation of DNA-templated transcription; chromatin remodeling.
GCGAGAACGCGAUCCUGACUGGGGGUUGCGGGCGGACGCAGGCUCUGUGGCGGCAUGAGUUUGGCUGGGGGCCGGGCCCCUCGCAAGACCGCUGGGAACCGGCUUUCUGGGCUCCUAGAAGCCGAGGAGGAAGAUGAGUUCUACCAGACGACUUACGGGGGUUUCACAGAGGAAUCUGGAGAUGAUGAGUAUCAGGGAGAUCAGUCUGAUACAGAGGAUGAGGUAGACUCUGACUUUGACAUUGAUGAAGGAGAUGAGCCAUCCAGUGAUGGAGAAGCAGAAGAGCCGAGAAGGAAGCGCAGAGUUGUCACCAAGGCCUAUAAGGAGCCUCUAAAGAGCUUGAGGCCUCGAAAAGUCAGCACCCCAGCAAGUAGCUCUCAGAAGGCCAGAGAGGAGAAGGCACUGCUGCCCCUGGAGCUACAGGAUGACGGCUCUGACAGUCGGAAAUCUAUGCGUCAAUCUACAGCUGAGCACACACGACAAACAUUCCUUCGGGUUCAGGAGCGGCAGGGACAGUCCCGGAGGCGAAAGGGUCCCCACUGUGAGCGACCACUAACCCAGGAAGAGCUGCUCAGGGAGGCCAAGAUCACAGAAGAGCUCAAUUUACGUUCACUGGAGACCUAUGAAAGGCUGGAGGCUGACAAAAAGAAGCAGGUUCACAAGAAGCGCAAGUGCCCUGGGCCAGUAAUCACCUACCAUUCGGUGACAGUGCCACUUGUUGGGGAGCCUGGUCCCAAGGAGGAGAAUGUGGAUGUGGAAGGACUUGAUCCUACUCCUACAGCUUCUGCACUGACUGCACACCCUGGGUCUGGACCUGCCGCCCCUCCUGCUCACUGCUCACGCACCUUCAUCACAUUUAGUGAUGAUGCGACAUUUGAAGAGUGGUUUCCCCAAGGGCGACCCCCAAAGGUCCCUGUUCGGGAGGUCUGCCCAGUGACUCAUCGCCCAGCGUUGUACCGGGAUCCUGUUACAGACAUACCCUAUGCCACUGCUCGAGCCUUCAAGAUCAUUCGUGAGGCCUACAAGAAGUACAUCACUGCGCAUGGACUACCGCCCACUGCCUCAGCCCUAGGCCCUGGGCCCCCACCCCCUGAGCCACUCCCUGGCUCUGGGCCUCGAGCCUUGCGUCAGAAAAUUGUCAUCAAAUAGGACACUUGCUCCUUAGAAAUGUCUUUCCUCUGCCAACCUGGCUCUCAGUUCCUCUUCCCUUUGUCCUUGCUGAUCUUUGCUGGGUUUUUUUCUUCACCAUUUCCGCCCCUAGUUCAUUCUGGUUUUGUUGUGUUGUUUUCUUUUUUUAAUCUAAUAAAAUGGUAAAAUCCUUUUGUAUGGUA